AUGUCGUCGCUGUGGCGAUCGGCCGCGAUGGCUGUGGGGACCCGACGCAUGGCGUGGGAAGUGGCGCAUGUGCACAUGAGUGCCGUACGACGCACGUUGCCGCCACCGCGUCCGGAGGAGGACGAAAAAAAAAAGCACCUCGAGCCCUCCUCGUCCUCGGGGCGGGAGCUGGUGGACCGCCCCCUGUUUCAAAAUUACCCACGCACCUUGCGUGAGCUCGCGCUCCGCGUGCGGCGCAUCACGGGCCCAAAGGGAGAAGACAGCAAGACGCACCUGCCGCAUCGGCCCACGCGCGAUGAGCUGCUGAGUAUGGCGCAUGGAUUCUGGACCCGCAUGCGCAUCCACUUCAAGUGGAUUACGAUCCGCGGGUUCCGGCGCUUCAACAUCGAUGAUCUGAGCGCCUUUUUCACGCUCGGUGGGCUGGGGACCGCCAUAUGGGUCAUUGUCGGCACGACGACGUUUGUGUCGGUGAUCUUUGCCGCGCUGAGCCUGCUGAACAUGCAGGAGUGGAUUGCGCUGCAGCUGGCCAAGAUCCUGUCCCGGCAGAUGGGCUUCACGAUCGUGUUCGGCAGUGCGAUCGUCCCCAAGUGGAAAGAGGGGCGCAUCAGUUUCAAGGACGUGGUGAUUACGCGGCGCGCCGAGCCGACCGAUCCCGUCAAGCUGCAUGCCGAGCACAGAGACGAUGCCGUCUCGCCGAGCAUGUCGAUGCAGCUGGGCGCCGAGCCGGCGAUCCCCGCCUACGAUACGGGCGAUCAUGUGGUGCAGCCGUUCGACGACGAGCACCAGGUCGAACGCGAUGCGAGCACCAACUUUUCCAUGUUUGAGCUGCACAUCGACUCGAUCGACGUGCAGCUGAGUCUCUCGCGCUGGUUCGAUGGACGCGGGCUCCUGCACACAAUGGAUGUGCGCGGUGUCCGCGGCAUUGUCGACCGCCGACAUGUGUUUUGGGACCCCGAUCGGCCCUACGAUCCACGCAAGGCUCGGCGCACGGCCAAGACGAACGACAUUGACUUGGACUCGUUCACCGUCGAAGACUUCCUCGUGACGCUGUACCAGCCCGGCGAUUUCCGCGCGUUCAAUGUGAGCAUCUUUCACGCCCGCAUCCCCCGUCUCCGCGCCCAGUGGCUGUUUUACGAUCUCCUGAACGCCGACUCGAUCACGGGGCAGGUCGAUGGAUGCCUGUUCAGCUUGCACAAGCCCCAGAGUGUAUACCAUACCGCCCGAGAUAUGUACCGCAAAGUGGCCGAUCAGCACACGCCGUACAUCCAGAACUGGUCGCGCUUACGUGUCGACGGCGUCAACAUUGACCAUGUCCAAAAGAUGGCCGGCCUGUCGGGCCCGCUCAUGUGGAUCUAUUCGGGCCGCUUCGACUUGGUGGCCGACAUCAAAUUCCCACGGCAGUAUGGCGAGAACGUCGACAUCAACACGAUCCUCUCCGAGAUCCGCGAUACGCUGAACGCGACCUUUGCAGGCGAGCGCGCCGCGACCCGCGACAGCGGCGACGCCCUCAUUCCCGGCCAGCCCGAGCUGAGCGGUCCUGCCAUUGUCGCGCCGGUCACCACGGUCGGCCCCCAGGCGGAACGGGCGCGACAGGAGCGCGCGGGACACGACGCAGCGGCGCGCCGCUCGCGCUCUACAUACCCUCCGCGCAGUGACGCUGCGGAUGACGACGUCGCGUCGCUAGAUCAUACCACCGACAUCCGGCCAUCGGUCGUCAUUGAGCUCGAUGUGCGCUUCAAGGACAUCAAGGCCUCGAUGCCCAUCUUCACACGCGAACUAAACUACUCGACAUACGCACUCGCUCGCCCGAUCGUCGCAUUCAUGAACGCGAACAAGACGCUCAUCCCCGUCAAGUGCCGCAUUCUCAUGGAUCUGAGCGAGUUCGACGGAUCGCUGGACCUGUCCCAAACAGGUCUGCCGCCGCUCGUCUCGCAAAAGAUCUGGGAAGCCCUCGCCCACCAUGUGGCGUCACAGCAGGCGAAUCACCAGCGCGUGCGCAACGUGAGUCUAUGGACACUCGACGCCAUCGCACACGGUCUCUUACGACUCGCGCGGCACUUGCGCGAUACCUUGACGCGUGCUACGCCGCCCGAAGUAGCCACGGCUUGA
Malassezia restricta is the source of this 2109-nucleotide messenger RNA. RefSeq names its product mitochondrial distribution and morphology protein 31. NCBI's taxonomy places the organism in Eukaryota, Fungi, Basidiomycota, Malasseziomycetes, Malasseziales, Malasseziaceae. Bases 1 to 2109 code for a protein of 702 amino acids. Gene Ontology annotation, cellular component: mitochondrial inner membrane. The record is from RefSeq and is a predicted model, not a curated record. Gene Ontology annotation, biological process: mitochondrion inheritance. The transcript has a single exon.